AUGUCAUCGAAUGAAACACCAACGACAUCUGCAACAAUGGCAAUAACUUCUACACCUACAGUGGUGUCGGCUUUACCUAUAACGGUACAAGCUGCUUCUCAUAAUUCUCCUGCUUUUGUUAAUAUGUCCGUCGGCGAGCUACUUCAGAAGCAGCGCCGCAUCGCAGUUGUAGCAAUGCCAGCAUCAAGAAAUGUAACAUCAUCACCACUUGGAGUGGGAAAUCGAUUUCCAAUAAAGCCAAUAUCACGACGAUCUCUCGCAGAUAAUAUUAUUUCACGUUCACCAACUUGCUCGUUAGAUCCCAAGAAAUUAAAAGAAACUGCAAUAGAAACUUCGCAGCCUAAUGUAACACGGAAACCAAAUGUCGUAGAGACAGUCAAGGCAGAAAGUACUGCUGAUCAGCCUCAUCUAGUAGCAGCACCAGCAUCGACAUCGAUUCUUGGGUCUUUGCAAUUGGAUGAUCUCAUACGGCAAAUUGAUCCUACCUCUAUUCUUGAUGAUCCUGUAAAAACUAUGCUCACUGAAUUUGUCGACGAUUUCGUUGAUCAGGUCAUUGAACGAUCAUGUAAACUUGCUCGUCAUCGUGGUUCGGAUACGCUAGAAGCUGCAGAUGUUGAUUUUAUUCUACGACGAUACUAUAACUAUCCUUCUCUUUUGAAACAGGAACCUCAAGUAAAAUCAGAGAGUAUGGAGAAUGUUCAAAAAAGCACCGAAAUGGCGGCACAUAAUCAGCGAAUGGCACUAAUUAAGAAAACUCUCAAAAAACCUUAA
Messenger RNA from Cercopithifilaria johnstoni, 771 nucleotides. The record is from the annotation of a GenBank genome assembly. NCBI's taxonomy places the organism in Eukaryota, Metazoa, Nematoda, Chromadorea, Rhabditida, Onchocercidae.